AUGGAUAAAUACCACUCCGUUCAUGAGGAGGAUAUUUCCAGCUUCGAUCUUCCUUCCACGCACCGAUUGCCCACUGUGUCCGCUGCACAGGUGCUAGAAGACUUGGACGAAGACCUGUCAAGGCAUAUUCCUACCGGGCUGGAGAGUCUGGACAAAACACUUGAUGCUUCUGGUUCUUCCGAACAUUCGGACUCGAAACGACCGGGAGGCAUUCUGAAAGGCCAGGUCACCGAGAUCUGGGGACCGCCAGGUUCUGGCAAGACGGCCCUGGGCAUCCAACUCGUUGCGAAUGCUCUUCGCGAGGGCCAUGGUGCCGUGUGGUUCCUUCAAGACUGCGCCUAUCUACUAUGUGGACGACGACUCGCCGCGGUGAUUGAGGCAGUAGAGGGUGCCUCUACAUCGACGGAAGACCAAGCAGAAUCGUUAGGUCGAGACAACUUCACCCACUACACUUGUCCAAGUCUGCCUCAUCUAGUUGCGCUGCUUUGCCGUCCCUCAGCGACGACAGUACCAGCAAACACGGCCUUAGUGGUCAUCGACUCGCUAUCGGCGCUGGUGAAUCACGCCUUCCCCAAAGCACCCGAUGGAAGGAAAGCAGCGCUACAAGGCAAAGGUCCAGGACCAUCAGCAAAGCGACUGCAAGCGUUGCAGUACAUCGUCAGCGCGCUCCAGAAGCUAGCAGCGACGCGAAACUGUGCUGUUGUGGUCUUGUCGCAAUGCGCGACCAAGAUGCAAUCGGAGCGGAGUCCGACUCUCAUUCCUUCCAUUAACGCUGGGGUUUGGGAGCAGGGGGUAUCUACGCGGCUGGUGCUCUUCAGAGACUGGGUCUGGAGGGAUGGCAGCCCGUCGAGUGUGUGCUUCGCUGGCGUGCAGAAGCUAGACGGCAAGGCUGGGUCGGACUCGAUGCAGAGCGCAGCAGCAUUCAGAGUUGAAGCGACGGGCCUGAUUGGCGUGCAUUACGACACUAGCCAACCAUCGGUGCUGCUAUCGACGACUCCACGGGCAAAGCGCAAGCUGGCAGAAGCCGGUCUCGAGGUGCCCGACAGCGACGAAGACGACGAGGAGUACGGGUGGGCACAAGACGACGACGCGGCACUUCCCGGGAUGCCACCGCAAUGGCAAGGCAGCGAAGACUUGCUCCUGGGAACGCAGGCCGCGAGCGACGAAGAAGACGGCGGCGGCGGCGACGGCGAUAAUGAUGACAAGGACGACGAGGCAGAAGAAGUGGAGGACAGGGCGGCUAGUGGCCGAGGUAACGACGAAUAA
Colletotrichum karsti is the source of this 1266-nucleotide messenger RNA. RefSeq lists its product as uncharacterized. Gene Ontology annotation, cellular component: Rad51C-XRCC3 complex; Rad51B-Rad51C-Rad51D-XRCC2 complex; replication fork. Bases 1 to 1266 code for a protein of 421 amino acids. Gene Ontology annotation, molecular function: crossover junction DNA endonuclease activity; ATP-dependent DNA damage sensor activity; ATP binding. Gene Ontology annotation, biological process: DNA repair; meiotic DNA recombinase assembly; reciprocal meiotic recombination. The record is from RefSeq and is a predicted model, not a curated record. The transcript is spliced from 6 exons. Lineage: Eukaryota; Fungi; Ascomycota; Sordariomycetes; Glomerellales; Glomerellaceae.